Corticium candelabrum is the source of this 2023-nucleotide messenger RNA. RefSeq lists its product as uncharacterized. The transcript is spliced from 7 exons. Lineage: Eukaryota; Metazoa; Porifera; Homoscleromorpha; Homosclerophorida; Plakinidae. The record is from RefSeq and is a predicted model, not a curated record. The coding region runs from base 844 to 1746 and encodes 300 amino acids.
CGUAUAUUAAAAGAACAAGGAUAAACAAAUACUCAAGCACAAGCGCGUUCUCUAGGUAAGCCAUGGUAUUGAGGAGUUCCGCUUCAAAGUCUGGCGGGAAAACAGCUCUACCGACACCAUUUACUUUAGAGAGGAACCAUUGACGGCAGAAGGCAGAUCUUCAUAAUAUCUUAGCAGUCAUCCGUAAACGCAUUGAUUCAUUCUCAGUGGGCGGAGCUUAAUCGACCAGGAAGCGCGGAUCAGGCGCGUGGGCGUUGCACAUCGGAGUAACCUAGACGGAUCGAUUUGUCUUAGUAAGAUAUACUCAUACAAGUUAAGUUCAUUUUUGUUGGACUUCCCCUUUAUCGCUUUGAUCUACGAGUUAGCGCGGCUAUUGAACGUGAGUUUUGUCUUUUGUCAGACGAUCUGGGCGUCUACGCGUUGUUUGCGUUAUGAGAUUAGCUCCAAGAGCUUCCGAAUCUGAUGCAUAUGGUCUAGACAAGAAACGCCUGAGACGCAGUUCAUGUGUUGAAGGGUAAUGCGUGCUUGUCUUUGACAAGAUCGGUAACGAGGUGCAGUAAUGGCGAACACUUAGUGCAUUCUGUGAUGUCCAUGGACCAGCGAGGAUAAUUUGACAAUCCGGAGAAUGAAAAGGGGGUAGAGAGACUGGGUCGAGUCUACUAAUAGUGCGAGACGUGCCAGUGUACUGUGAUGGUUCUGGUUGUCCGACACGCGUGGGAAAGUGUUACAUCCGAGGAAAGUGAUACGUACAACUCGCCAGACGUCUCAGCAACUAAAGCUCGACGUGCAUACGCCAUCAAGACAUGCAAUGGCGUCUUCUCGUCCUAGAUAUAGGAACCAAAAAUGGAGUACGUCGAGAAAUGCUGCGUUGACAAUGACAUCUGCACUAGAGCUAUGCGGUCGAUGACACACACUCGUCUCGUUCAUUGGAUGCUGCUAGCAUCGAUGCUGCUCGUUCUCAUGCAUUGCUCUCGUGCAGACGAGUACUGGCAAGGAGGUUGUGGCGGGAGUCGCUAUCGGUGCAGAGAACGUGUGUCCUACUCUGUCAAAGCUUCCCGAUACAAGCAAACGGCCUAUCGAGAGCACUACCGUUACAAGUGCGGACUUUUUGGAUGGGGUCGCUGCUCAGGCCGCAGGACGAAGUACAGAAGCAGCAUCGAGUACUACACGAAAAUUUCCUACCGAUACCAAUGCCGACCUUGCAACAUUGAUUGUCAAGUACACUCGUGGUCGUCGUGGACAUGCACUGCUCCCUGUUGCGUUGUGCUGCGUGAAAGAAGAACUCGUACCGUACGAGUUCCUCAGUGUGGCUCGGGGAGAAGUUGCCCUAGUCUCGAAGAAAGACGAACUCGAUCUGACGACGACAACAAAGCGUGUUACAUUGGUGGGAGAUGCUACAGGCAACUCGAAAAAAGCCCAAACGGCUGCAAUCAAUGCCAAAAGAGCUAUUCAAGAUAUUGGUGGACAAGGCUUUCCGUAGGAACAUGCGACGACGGCAACAGUUGCACGUCUCACGAUAAGUGUCAGAACGGAUGUUGCGUCGGCAAACCAUACAGAUGCCUCUACUGCCAGAGGUGCAAUGGCGACGGCACUUGCGGUCUUGCGUUUGGUUGCGUCACGCCCUGGAGUACGUGCGGUUGCAGCAUCGGCAGUGGCUGUUACCGCGACGGACAAUUCAAUCCGUACCACAAAGCGCAAAUGUGCGAUACUAGUAAAAGUUGCGGGAAAUGGUCGCCUGUGUCUUGAGAUGACUGCAGACGAGGCAGCUCGUUUAGUUCACGUUUGUUGUUUGACUGUUCAACACUCUAUUACUGUAUAGAUUGAUCCUAGAUGACAUUCAAUUCGUUCCGACUAGCAUUAGAUUGCACGCACGCAUUUACACGAUGCCCGCGUUUAGUGUGACACUGUUUUGACGUUGCUUUUGUGCAAUCACUGAUUUUGAAUUGUUGUGGCAAUUUACUAGCUAGCUGUAGCGCUUGAGGAAUUAGUUAUUAAUUUAUUAUACGAGUUUUUGACUUUGUGU